AUGUUUUCUUAUCUUAUCCUUUCGACUUCUUCCCAUUACGGAAGACCACCAGAGAUUUUGAACCUCAAGAGAAAGAUUAACUGCGCAGAGUUUGACUCCGAAACAGCUCGUUGCACUAAAUGCGAAGAAAAUUAUUUUAUUAAUCCAUAUGGCGUUUGCGAAAAGCAAAAAGCAAGUACAGAAAAGAGUACUGUUAAUUAUGAUACACAAGAAAUCUUUUCAAACCCAGUUCAUCAUCACCAUGAUUGUGACCAUGAGCAUGGAAAGCAUAGUAAUGAUAUUCCUGACUCGCAAUUACCAAUUAUUCCAUAUCCUAACAGCGUCAAGCUCUAUCCUGGCAACUUUACUAUUCAAGCUUCAACAAGAGUUUAUACAAAUUUGCAGGGUGACGAUAAGGCAUUGUUCCUAAAUUACAUUUACCUUGAAGAACUCCCAGUAUCAUCCACCCCGUUCGAAUUAGAGAAAAACGUCAUCAAAUUACUUCUUGAUGAUACAUUAGACAUGAACGAUGAAGCCUACAAUCUCCUUGUUACACAAGAUGCCAUAACCAUCAAAGCUAAGACCACAAAAGGCAUCUUUUACGGUAUACAAACCAUUCUCCAAUUAUAUCAGAAAUAUGACGACGAAGGAGAGAUCCCAUGCUGCGAAAUCUAUGAUAGUCCAGCAUUUGAAUACAGAGGCGUCAUGCUUGAUGUCUCACGCCACUUCGUACCACUUGAAUUUAUUUACAAACAAAUUGAUAUGCUAGCACACUUCAAGAUCAACACUCUGCAUAUCCAUUUAACAGAUACAGGUGGCUGGCGUAUCGAAAUCAAGCAAUAUCCAUUACUUACCCAGAAAGCCGCAUAUCGAAACGAAUCUGAUUGGAACAGAUGGUGCAAUUCCGGACUUGACGGACAUUACAAUGACACAGGAACACCAGGAGCAUAUGGUGGCUUCUAUACACAGGACCAAAUGAGAGAAUUAGUUUCUUAUGCAACUAAAAAGUUCAUAAACAUUGUUCCAGAGAUUGAAAUGCCCGGACAUUCAGAAGAAGUCAUGUACGCGUACCCAGAAUACUCAUGUGCUGGCCAGCCAUACGUAAAUCAUGACCUUUGUGUUGGAAAUCCUGACACUUUUACAUUUUUAUGCAAUGUUUUGACAGAAGUCAUGGACAUUUUCCCAUCUCCUUAUAUCCACAUUGGAGGCGAUGAAGCUCUUAAAUACGGAUGGAAGACAUGUCCUAAAUGUCUAAAAGUCAUGCAGGACAACAAUUUCACUGAUUUCGAUCAAUUACAAUCCUAUUUAAUCAAAAAGAUUGAAGCUUUUUUGGACGAACACAACAGACAUUUACUUGGCUGGGAUGAGAUCUUAGAAGGAGGAUUGCCACCACAUGCUUACGUCAUGUCAUGGACUGGCGAACAAGGAGGAAUCAUUGCCGCACAAACAGGUCAUCAUGUUGUUAUGUCACCUUCUUUGUAUAUGUAUUUAGAUCAUUACCAAGAUGAAUUCUUUGCACAGCCUGAUGCGAGAUUACCACCAAGAACACUUGAAAACAUCUAUAACUAUUACCCUGUACCUGAUGUUUUGACUCCUGAAGAAGCAAAACUCAUUUUAGGUGUACAAGGAAAUGUUUGGACAGAAUUCAUCACUUCACCUUCUCAUGUUGAAUAUAUGAUGUAUCCAAGAGCAAUGGCUGUUAGUGAGAUAGGCUGGACACAAAAGAAUAAUAAGAACUACAACUUGUUUAUGGAUAGAUUGCAUCAUGAAAUACAGAAUUUGAUUGCUAAAGGUUAUUUCCCACAUAGAACUGAUAAUUUGUAUUUGAACAGACAACAAUCAUUAGUUCCUAAGAAACACUUGGCUUUGAACAAGAAAGUUACUUACACAGCUCCUUAUAAUCCUAAUUAUCCAGCUGCUGGAGAUGGUGCUUUGGUCGAUGGACAACUUGGUGGUUGGAAUUUCGAUGAUGGAACAUGGCAAGGAUUUUAUUAUAGAAAUGAUAUAGAGUUCCAAUUCGAUUUAACUAUUGAUUUGGAAGAAAUUACAAAUAUCCAUAAAGUUGCUGUUAACUUCAUGAGACAGUCUGAACAGGCAAGAAUAUACUGGCCACAGAGAUUCGUUGUUUCUUUGUCUUCUGAUAAUGUUAACUGGAAUACAGUUUUGGAUGAAACUUAUGAUUACGUUAACACAAUUUAUGGAUUGUCUUUGAAGAAAUACACAGGUGAUGGAGUUUCUGCUCAAUACGUUCGCGUCCAGGCUAAGAUGUUCGAUGACUUACAAGACCAAUGGCUAUUCGUCGAUGAGGUCGUUGUUGAGUAA
This is a messenger RNA of Trichomonas vaginalis G3, 2301 nucleotides long. Its product is annotated as glycosyl hydrolase. The coding region runs from base 1 to 2301 and encodes 766 amino acids. Gene Ontology annotation, molecular function: beta-N-acetylhexosaminidase activity. The record is from RefSeq and is a predicted model, not a curated record. The transcript has a single exon. Gene Ontology annotation, cellular component: membrane. Gene Ontology annotation, biological process: glycosaminoglycan metabolic process; carbohydrate metabolic process. Lineage: Eukaryota; Parabasalia; Trichomonadida; Trichomonadidae.